Molecule: messenger RNA, 6707 nt
Organism: Lytechinus pictus (painted urchin)
Lineage: Eukaryota; Metazoa; Echinodermata; Echinoidea; Temnopleuroida; Toxopneustidae
Product: histone acetyltransferase type B catalytic subunit-like
Exons: 10
Coding region: 204-1424 (406 amino acids)
Biological process (GO): subtelomeric heterochromatin formation
Cellular component (GO): nucleus
Molecular function (GO): histone H4 acetyltransferase activity; histone binding
Source: RefSeq, a predicted model, not a curated record
GCGUGAUAGCUGACCCCGCGGUGUGCGAGAGAAGCUCUCUGGAAAUUCCAAACACCGGCUAAGCAGACGUAGCAUCAGAAAUACAAGCCACUGUAGCAGAAAAUCAAAUGUGGAAGGCGCCAAUAGACGCUAUCAUGAAAGAAUGAAAUAUUUCAUGUCACACGUCAUUCGAUAAAUAUUGUCAAGGUGCUGUAGCUAACAAUAUGGAUAGCAUGAGGAGUGCAUUGGAGGAGUUUAUUUGCAGAGCUAAUGAUGUCAUAGAAAUGAAAUUAGUCCGCUCUAAGGAGGAUAUUGAAGAUUCUUCAAGGUCAUUUACUCCUACCUUCACCCAUCAAAUCUUUGGUGACAAUGAAACAGUCUUUGGAUACAAAGGAUUAAAAGUACAGUUGUACCUGUCAGCAGCUAAGCUAACACAUUAUCUCACAUACACAUUUGAAGAGAAAGUCAAUCCUAAGAAAUUUGAAGGUGUGCAGGCGGACCCUAUUCUCAAACCCAUUGUGGAGAAGCUGGAGAUAACACCCAUGGAUAACCUAGAUCGGUUCCUGAUGAGCCUGGAGGACGACGUCGGCUUCCAACCGAUGGGUGACCUCCUCCACUCCUACUCCACAGACGAAGCUCAGGGGACCUCGAGGCAUUUUGAGAUCUACAAGAGCAACAUCAUGACGCCAGGGUUUAAGGAGUUUCACACGCACCUACAAACAUUGCUAUGGUGGUUUGUGGAUGGAUCCUCUUACAUUGAUGUGGAUGACGAGAGGUGGAUGUACUACACAAUCUUUGAACGAUAUCCCUACGAAGGAACGAAGCGAUACACGACAGCAGGCUACUCGACGGUGUACAGGUAUUAUGCCUAUCCUGAUAAGAUCAGACCUAGGAUUAGUCAAGCCCUGAUCCUCCCUCCAUUCCAAAGACAAGGCCAUGGAGCUCGAUUCUUAGAGACCAUGUAUGCAGAUUUCAGGACAUUCCCUGAAAUUCUUGAUAUCACAGUUGAAGAGCCAUCUGAGGACUUUGUGCGACUAAGAGACUUUGUUGACUGCAGGGCCUGUGCUAAACUCCCUGCCUUUUCAUCGGAGAAUCUUGUCAAAGGACUCUGCAGUGCCAUGGAGAAGGAAGCUCUUGAUAAGCUCAAGCUAAAUAAGAAACAAGUUAGGAGGGUUUACGAAAUCCUACGGCUCAAAGCGACAGACUACAGUAACGCAACGCAAGCUAGGGACUACAGACUCGAUGUCAAAAAGAGACUCAAUAUUCCCUUUCAAAAACAAAAGGCUGAUUAUGAGAAGCUCAAGAAGGUCCUGAAGCCAGAGGAAUUGACGGCAGCAGAAGAGGGCACCAGCCUCGAGGAGAGACACCAGACCCUUGAGAAAUGGUACCAGCAUCUCCUUGAGGACUACCGAAAGGUCCUGGACCGUCUCUCAAUGUGUGACUGAUGUUCUUGAUAUUCUCAGUGGUAUUGAUUAGUGACUUUUCGAUUUGCAUGUUUACGAGUGAACUACAGGUGGCUCUGCUCAAGUCAAAUCUCGUGGGACCAUGGAAACGUGUUUGGCUUACUCAGGGCCCUAUAGCACAAAGGUUAGCAAGUACUCACUUAAUGAGACGGCCUAUCAAGAUCAUCGUUGAAUGCUCAUUUAGACCGACAAGGAACCAAUCAGAUUGGUUAAAUUAGUGAUUAAUCACUAACAUUUGUGUUAUUGGGGCCUUGGUCUGAAAGUGUUUUUAGACUUUGAGACUUAUGCAGAGUCGACUGCACUAUGUAAGUAUGUUAUGUAGUCUUCUUUGUGCUCAUGGCAUAUUAAGUCGGUAGACAGAAGCAAUGUGAGAUGUGGAGCAUGCCUGAAGUUUAUCUAGGUUGCCUUAUAUCAUCUGUUUGUGGCGAUGAUGUGAAGUACCCUGAAAGCUUUUGCCAGGAUAGUGGUCAGGCGGUUCCAUGACAUUUGCUCUGGCAACAAUCGCUCAGGCGACGAUUGCUUCGAUGGAAAACCUGCAUGUUGAGCCAAACAUAAAUCCUAACCUCCAAACCUAAAUAAAUCAUAAUCCUUAUCUUUACAUUAUUCUGAGCCCAAAACUCUAUUACAAUCCUAACUCUAAUCUUAUUCCCUCUGAGAUAUUAGGACUGGAGCAAAUUUCGCAGGAGCAUAUGUCAUGUCACCGGACAGGCAGUGUCCUGGAAAAGCUGCUUGAGCAUAUUCUGUGUAUGGCAGUGCUUAGCUCUACCAACUUUGUUUGCUGUGGUCACAAAGCAGAGGCUUAUGAGAUGCUUAUAGCAGUUCACUGGUGAAUGCACAAAUCGCAAGUCUACUGUAAAAUUGUGAACUUGUAGUUCUUGACAAAGGACAAGUAACUUGAACAAGGCCAGUCAAAAGGAAUAUUUAUUGCUAUGGCUACUAGUACUUUAUUUUGACGAAUUUCGAGGAAAGGGCACUCACCUACGGAUUGUAAGUUUUUGUUUAAUUUUUCUAGGUUGCAUUAUUUUCUUCAAAUAUAAAGAGUAUCGAAGUGUGGUAUCGAACUUCUUUUUGUGCAUUCCAGCAUUGUCAAUACCAUAUUUCAGUGGAGCAUGUUCAAACCUGCAAGCACCAAUGUUGACAUGAAUUGGUUCAUGGUGGCCUAAAGUAUAAAGGAACACCUAUUACACCCUGUUUACAUCAAUGUAUUAAUGGCCUUGUUUAUUACUGUGUAGAACCAGGCAAAGUUACACUUAGUUUAAUGGGACUAAUUAUGCAUUUAUGUUGCCAAAUAUUGGGCAGCUUUGGACUGAUUCUGUCCAAAUGUGUCUCUCCAAAUGUGGGUUGUGGAUGUUUUUCGUCAUGCUCUGCUGAAAAUGGUAUCAAAAGCUAUGAAAUGCAAUUUUUUUUUUAAUUGUGACAUCAUCAACGCUUCCAUACUCUUGAGUCAGUUCAAAGGAAUAUACUAAGCAUAAUUAUAAGUGUGAACCUACCCUGUGCUUGUAGAAGUUGAUUGUCAGGUGGACAGACUUCAGUUUUGCACAGAUUCCCAUUCACACACCUUUAUAAAACUGCAUUUAACAAUGAAAUUGUUGAUAUGACAUUUUGUAAAAAUGUGAAUAUGUGUAUGUAAAUGCCAUUCAAUGGCCCUUUGCUUUUUAGUUGCCAUAUAUAUACUUUUAGAGAUACUGUCAAGCCUGUCUUAGGGAGGGCCCCUUCCCCCUUCUGUAGUGGCUACCAAAAUUGUCUCCCAUUUGAUAGGAAUGUGUUAUAUAACCUGUCUGUAGUAUAGAGCCCACCUCUCUACAGUGGUUACUUUUACUGUUUCCCUUGGUUAGCCAUGAUAGACAGGUUUGACUGUUAAAGCCCCCAUCACACUUAUUCGGAAUCAGCAGGAAUCAAGCAGAAGGUGGAAAGAAAAAAAUAUUCAAAAAAUCUAGAAAUUUUUUGGAGGAACUUAUUAUUAAUUCACCAAACUGGAGUUGAAAUUCAGUAAAUUGACCAGGUGAAUCAUCCUACACUAGCAAAAAUGAACCGCAAUGGAGUCGAAUUGAAAAUUCAUGCUACAUUCUUGGACAUUCUAGGUGCAUUCUAAAUAUUCUGACUGCAAUCUGAGUGCAUUCUAAAUAUUUUUGUCAUUUCUUUUGGCUGUCUCGAAGGUUUUGGUCAUGUUCAAAACAUUCGAGGGGUAUUUUCGAACGGUGUUUGAAUGACCAACCGGUGGUCAAACAAUAGUCCUUUCAUUCCGGCCAAUUCUGCUUGAUUCGGAAUAAGUGUGAUGGGGGCUUUACAUUGACUUGAAAUUAGGAAAGUCAUGAUGUACGUUGCUGUAUUUAUAACAAGUUUAUCUUUAUGUAAAUUUGCUGAUCAAUUUGCCAUUUUGUAAGAUUAUGUGGAUGUUUCCACCAAAUCAAUAAACUUGCAAUUAGUGAUAUAGAAGUCUCAUUGUAUGUUCAGUUUCAUUAAUUCAAAUACCUUACGAACAAUCAAACAAGCCUAAAGAGAUCUCGUGACUGAAAAAAUGAAAUUAUAUACACAUCCCAAUUUAUAAAUUCCACAGACUACUGGGAAGUUCCAUUAAGUACACAAGUUUGACCCCCUGAGAGGAUAGUAUGUUUACUAGUUCUUAUUUGUAAUGCUUUCUAAUGAUUGUCAUGGAAACCUCAUUAAGUGAAGAAUGGACAGAAAAAAAGGGGAGGGGUCAGAUGUCCAAAAAGAUUGUUUUACGGAAUUGCCCCAAGUCAUAAGAUUGCUGCACUGUAUUCAAAAUCCUUGUCAUUUUGAGCAAACUGUCUGCAGUGCAAGUGUAUUCUGCAUUUUGGUUGUAACUUACAGUGUAUGAACUGGAAAAUUUGAUAAAAUUUGCAUGGGUUACGACUGAGAAAUAAGGAUUUAAAUGAACUGUUGGAACAUUGUAAAGAGGCAUCACUGAAUUGAGAAAAUGCAACUGAAUGGGAGUUAUUUUAAUUGCAGAAUCACUCAGGAAAUUUCAGUCCUCGGAAUUUAGGUAAUGCUCUUUAUUUGACCAAAUGUGUGGUACUUCAGUAUUUUGUUAAAUUUCAUUAUUUAUUAUUUUCAUUUACCUCGAAAUUUAUUCUCCAUUGUAAACACUAUCACUCACACCUGCAUAUCAUUUAUACUAUUUUAUAUGACACUUAGAUAGAUCCUUGUCAUUUGAUUGGUUGUUUGAUAUCGAUCAUUCAGCCCAUUUUACAAUGACGUCAUCAACCGUGCAAUUUUGGAUCCAUUCAUCGUGCAAUUUCGGAUCCAUACGAUUUUGUCCAUUGCACGCGCGCACCGAGACUGCAGGCCUUUACAUGGGCCUUUGCUGCAGGCACUCAGGAAAAACCACUCGUGUUUGCAGGGCGCAUGGUGUAUGUACGCGACAAUCAAGACCAAGCUCGUGUGAGCAUAUUUUGCAUCGAAAUUCAUAAAAUUCAUAUGAAAUAGAAUCUUUUUUAGGUGUCAUAUAAACCAAAUAAUGAAUGUUAUUUCUAUUCGUGCAAUGGACAGAAUACUUAAUUCGGUGAAAGAUAAAGUGAAUGAUCCAUUCAACUCGGCUACGCCUCGUUGAAUGGAUUUUUUCAUCUUUCACCUCAUGAAGUAUUCAGUCCAUUCAUUCCACUCAUAAACAUUCAUUAUUUGUAUAACAUUUUUCUCUAAGGCCCUGUCCCAAUGGCCGAUGGACACAAACGUAUGCAUAAAGGACACACGGACGAGCAAAAUUUCGAAGGUGACUCCAUCCGCUUACAUCUGCUCCGUAAAAUUUGUGAAAACAUAACAGAAAAGAACAAGUUUGUCACGGGUACACAACGGAUGCAUGCAUAGUAUGUUCCAACGGAUGGCAAUUUUUUUUUUACAUUUUGCAUUCGUAAGUGCACUGGGACCGGGCCUUUUUGCUUCCAAUGUAAUUGUGUGUUAAUUCGAAAACCUUGACUGAGAAUGAGGUAUUCAAGGUUGGCUCUAACAUUUUUUAUCAUUGAGACUCUUGUUAAGCAAUCGCCGAGGUUGAAAUGAAUUAAGGCCAGCUGAAGGGAGUGAUCUCUCUCGCUCGCCUUUAAACCGAGUCUCUGCAGUAGUAUUCUGAUGGGUUGUAUUCUUGUAGUUAAACCCAGGUUCAAGACGCUAGAUAAAAAUUUUAGUUGACGCUUCUCUGAAAUGAUAGAUUUCUUUGUAUUCUUCAAUAUUCAUGACAAGAUAAUGUGCUAAAUUCAGUGUACAUUCAUAUUGUCCCUUUCUUCUCAUUUCAUAAUUAAUUGCAAACUUUUCACCAUAGGAUUAAAUUAAUUUGUACUUGUUGAUUGAGAAGGCGACUGGCACUUUACAACAGUGGUCUGCCUAGUGGUUAACCUCGGAUUAACUAGACUUUUCAAUACCAAUAUCACCAGCUAUUUUCAGUAUUAAUUAUUCAAUAAGUUUUUUUUUACUGUCACAAGGUUAAAGGGUAAUCCAACCUUGGUCAUAAAAUGUGUUAAAAGGAGAAAAAUGAGUCAAACAGAAUGGUGACAUUUUGAAAGAAAUCGGACAAGCAAUAAGAAAGUUUUAAAAUUGAGAUCCCUAAGAUAAUAUUAGGGAUUUGUGGUUUCCUUCCAAGGCAAUCAAAAUAUAAGCCAGGUAGCCUAUUGUUUUAUGUCCUUGUGAAAGAAAAAUAUAAUUUGAAGUAAAAUUAUUGAAAAAAAUUAUGUUUUAGCCAUGAUUUGUAUUGGAGUACCCAGAAGAGUAGUCCUUGCCUUACAUCACUAUGACAUCACAAAUGCGGCCAAUUUGAAGUCUCCAUUGGUAUAGUGAUUACCAAUUUUUUACAACUUUUAAAAAUUUCCUAAUUUUCUUAUUGUAUGUUCGAUAUUGUUCAAAAUUUAACCUAUCAACUUGUCUGAUUUUUCUUUUUCUACUAAAAAAAAAACUUGGGAUGGAUUCCUCUUUACACAGAAAACCAUGUGCUUAGAAACGACUGUAUCAAUUACAUUGUUUUAUAUUAUUCUGAAUAUUACUAUUAAAUGUCAACUUGGUUGUUACCAAGGAGCUUUUUGUUGAAUAUAAUGAAGUCAUUAAUGUCACUAUUUUGUUGGGGCAAAAGUAUUAGAUAUUCCCACUGGAUUUAUACAAUCAAUGUUUUGUAAUUGUUUUCAUUGAAGAACCACCACCUCAUGGCUGUGUGCAGAUUACUCUGUAGUUCCACCAAAAUCAUAUAUCAAUUCUGGUAAAAUCUAGUAUGAAAUGUGAUCGACCUUGCUACAAUUUUUAAUAAAUGUUGCACAUUAUCAUGUA